AUGUAUAGAAAUAAAGACAUAGUCAUCAACAGUAUCUUGAUCGUUUGGGUUGAGAUUCCUAACAACCAUCAGUCAAAAAUUGCUGUGAAAGUCGGGCCAACAACGAAGGAGGCUGAUAAGGUUGUAGAAGAGUUAGUUACUAGUUCUAAGUCAUAUGCAGCUGCUGUGACAGGUAAGAAUGUUAACCCUUCCAAUGUGAUUGCGAAUCGCAGGAUCGUUAUAGUCUCAAGUACUAAUGAGGAUGUUAAUUCGUCUUCCCUAUCGUUGCUUCUUAAAGCUAACGAUCCUUCCUUUAUUCCAUUUGUGAGGCAAUGGUUUCAUUCGGAAGGCUUUUUUGACAUGUCUAUUUCUUAUAUCGGUGGUCGAUGGCUGAAUGCAACCUUUGCAACUGUUGAAGCCAAAGAUCGGUUCUUGAUUAAUGAUUCAAUGAAAUGGAAAUUUGUGGCGUGUAAGUCUCUGUGUAGGAACUUUGUUCCAGAUGAACGCAUGGUCUGGAUUGAAGUCAAUGGAGUUCCCAAAGGAGCGUGGCAUACAAAAACUUUUCAGGAUAUUCUUGAACCUUGGGGCAAAAGUAUUUUCUAUGAUUGUGAAUGGAAGGAAGCCUUUUCAGUAGGCAAAUUGUGCAUCAUGUCUCAAUCUAAGUCGUAUAUUUUUGAAGAACUCUCGGUGUCUAUGGAUGACAAGGUCUACAAUGUGUGGCUAAAAGAGUUUGCACCAUGGGAGCCGAAUCUUUUGGCUCCUAAUUAUGUUGACACAGAUUCGGAAGUGGGGUCCACGGAUAAUGGAACAGACAACUAUGAUGACACUAGUGACGUAAAUGAUUCCAAGGAUGAUUCAUCUCAACAUAGUGAACAAAUAGACCUGGAUCUAUGCAAAGAUUGUACAGUAAAUAGUGAGGAAAAGGAGACAAAGGAGGAUGAGAAUGGUCUUGUACAAGACAAAUCUGAUUCAUAUGCCUCCAAAGAAGAACCAAAUGACGAUAACUUGAUUCAUGAGACCACUGCGGAUUGUAAAAUCCCGCUGGUGGAUGCAUCGGUGGUUUUUCCGAGUGGUGCUGAGAUUCCAAAACAGGAUACAGAUGAGGAUAAAGACAAAUCUCCAACAGUUUCAAGUGACAUAUUUUCUCUUAACAAAAUCAUCAUGAAGGACACUAUGCAACGACAACGGGCAAAGUCUUGCCCACCCGAGAACUCUGAAAACACGGUUGUGUCAUCUGGUGCGCCUGGUUUUGUUAAAGAAAUGUAUCUACAGGUUGACGAAGGGCAGGUGAAGUAUAAAUUCCACCAAAACACUUCAGCCUGCUCAUCUUUUGGUUCGAGUGUUGCUGUAGAAAACUCAAAAAAAUUUCGACAUGUGGGUAAAGAGAUGGGAUAUGCAGUUCAGGCGAGUCCACGUUCAUUUGCUCAAAUUGUCAAUGGGAUGAAUGAUGAUAAAGGGUGUGAAAGAAAAAGAAAGUCUAUAAACCGCAUCCUUUCCAAGUAUCGUGUCACGUUUCUAGCUAUUCAAGAAACUAAGAUGGCUACUUCGGAUAUUUAUCGUCUAAAGUCUUUGUGGGGUAAUCAUAACUUCGAGUUUUUCGAAUCUUUAUCUAUUGGCAGAUCAGGUGGAAUUCUCUCUUUGUGGGAUCCCCUAGCUUUCUCUAAGGUAGAUUGUCAUGUUUUUGAAAAUUUCAUUGUAGUUAAAGGAAAGUGGCUGGCACUUAAUUUUCGAGUCAGAGACGAUAGAACGGGUACGACAUUCUCUACUCUAAAUGCGAAUAACUUUAAUGCUUUCAUUGACAGAGGCAAGCUGGUCAAUGUCGCUUUAGGGAGACAUAAGUUCACUAGGAUUUCUACUGAUGGUUUGAAAGCUAGUCGCCUUGAUCGAUUUUUGGUGAAUCAAGAUUUUUUGGAUUCUAUGAAAGAUUAUGUUUUGGAAGCUCUUGAUGAAAUUGUGUCUGACCACCGACCACUUCUUUUUAGACAGCAAGUUUUAGAUUUUGGACCAACUCCAUUCAAAUUUUAUAACUCUUGGCUUCAACUGAAUGGGUUUGAUGAAGUCUUUAAGAAAAGUUGGGAUACGUCUGUUCACAAGUCAUCUAAAAAUGCUUUUGUUGUGCUUAAAGAUAAACUUAAAGCUUUAAAGACAGAUUUGAAAUCUUGGCGUAAGGAGGAGAAUCAGGUGAGAAAUCUUGAUCAUAUAGCUAAGGAGAUUGCAGACAUUGAUCAGAAUAUGAGGAAACUCAAAGGCAUCAAGUAUAACGGGGUGUGGGUUGUUAAUCCAUCCGAAAUCAAGAAGUGCUUUCAAGAUUACUAUGCCAAUAAAUUCAAAAGAUUUAAUGGGGCACCAUUUAAUCUUGUCACCUCCAAUAUUAAAACCUUAGGCGAGAAUGAGGUGACUAAUCUUGUUGCUUGUUUUUCCUUGGACGAAAUUAAAAACGCUGUAUGGAGUUGUGGUGGUGACAAAGCUCCUGGACCGGAUGGGUUUUCCUUUGCGUUGGUGAAAAAGCACUGGAUUUCUAUGAAAGAUGACAUUUGCAAUAUGGUUUCUGAGUUUCAUACCCAUGGUAGCAUUCCUCCUGGUUGCAAUUCUUCUUUUAUCACUCUUAUUCCGAAGGUUAGUAACCCUACUAUUAUGUCUGGUUUUAGACCUAUUAGUCUUAUUGGUAUUCAAUACAAAAUCAUUGCUAAGCUUAUCGCUAACCGUCUUGCUUUGGUUAUUAAUUCGGUGGUGAGUUCGGAACAAUCUGCUUUUAUUAAAGGUAGGCAAAUCUUGGAUGGCCCUUUAUUGUUGAAUGAAGUGAUUGACUGGUAUAAAGCUAAACGGAAGAAGUUGUUACUGUUCAAAAUUGACUUUGCUAAGGCCUAUGAUUCUUUGUCUUGGGAUUUCUUAUUCUAUAUGCUCCACAUUAUGAGGUUUGGAGAUAAGUGGAUUUCUUGGAUAAAAGCUUGCCUCAGUUCUACAAAGUCCUCGGUGUUAAUAAAUGGCAAUCCUACCGAGGAAUUUCCUAUACAACGUGGUCUUCGACAAGGUGAUCCCAUGGCCCCUUUUUUGUUUAUUAUUGCUAUCGAAGGUUUGCACAUUGCCAUUGAUAAUUUAGCAAGAAAUGGUUUGUUCGAAAGCGCCAAGAUCAACCAGAUUUCUGUUUCUCAUCUGUUUUAUGCCGACGAUGUCAUGAUAGUGGGAGAAUGGUCUGAAAAUAACCUGGUUAAUAUUUCGAAUGCUUUGAGAUUCUUUUAUGGUAUUUCUGGCCUUAAAAUUAAUUUCGAGAAAUCUACUGUCAUUGGUGUUGGUGUGCAUCAGGAUAACGUGAGUCACUUGGCCAACUAUAUUGGGUGCAAAGCUGAGAAACUUCCUUUCAAGUAUCUUGGAAUUCCUAUAGGUGCUAGCUCUAAGAGGAUCUCCACCUGGGAACCGAUCAUUUCUAAGUUCCAAAAACGUCUUACGGGGAGGAAAGCUAAUCUUAUGUCGAUAGGUGGAAGAAGUACUCUCAUUUCGUCAGUACUCGGGUCUCUCGGCAAUUAUUUUCUUUCAAUUUUUUGCAUGCCUAAAGCUGUGGUAAGGAAGUUGGAGUCUUUAAGAGCUUCUUUUUUUGGGGUGGCAACAAUAAUAAAAGAAAAUUACAUUGGAUCAAAUGGGGUUCGGUUUUGGCGAGUAAGAAAAUAG
Erigeron canadensis is the source of this 3645-nucleotide messenger RNA. RefSeq lists its product as uncharacterized. The record is from RefSeq and is a predicted model, not a curated record. Bases 1 to 3645 code for a protein of 1214 amino acids. The transcript is spliced from 6 exons. NCBI's taxonomy places the organism in Eukaryota, Viridiplantae, Streptophyta, Magnoliopsida, Asterales, Asteraceae.